Messenger RNA from Pomacea canaliculata, 681 nucleotides. RefSeq lists its product as uncharacterized. NCBI's taxonomy places the organism in Eukaryota, Metazoa, Mollusca, Gastropoda, Architaenioglossa, Ampullariidae. Gene Ontology annotation, biological process: cell adhesion. Gene Ontology annotation, molecular function: carbohydrate binding. The transcript has 4 exons. The record is from RefSeq and is a predicted model, not a curated record. The coding region runs from base 31 to 573 and encodes 180 amino acids.
ACUUUCUUAUCUAAAUGAUGUCAACUCCCAAUGUCAUCAACGUCAGCGACAGUCACACUCGUCAAGAUGGCGCCUGUACACCUGUGUGUACUGCUCGUGAUCAGCUCCUGUGUCUCGCAGACUUUCUCCAAGCCAGUGUCAGGUGGUAGUGAGCUCCAUGAAAGGAGUGACGACCCUCAGCCCCUAGGGGCCGUUGUGGACAACCUGGCGAGUCGGCUGGCGAGGGUGGAAGCAAGUAGCACAGAAAUGCAAAAUGAACUUGGUGUACUGAGAGCAAAACGAUGUGAGUCUGGUGUCGUUGGCUUCGCACCUCACGCGCAGGCCAACGUCAUCGCGCCAGACGGGAACCAGUCGAGGACUCACACCAUCCACAUCAACUUCGCCCGACCCUUUGCCACCACACCCUGGGUCUCCAUCGGCAUGAGCGAAAUAGACGGGUACAACACCGCCAACCUCAGGAUCAGCCUGUCGGCUGACGGCGUUUCCACUUCCGGUUUUAACGCGCAUGCGCUUGAGUGGGCUGACACAAACAUCCUCAGCGCCACAGCCACUUGGGUCGCUUGCAACGUGUGACAACCAAGGGAGAGCAUUGCUUGUAGUUAGCGAUUCUCGAUUAUCUCGACAACUGUUCGCCAUGCACUUCACUUUACUAAAGACAAGUAAAUCUUUAGAUCGUGUUUA